Didymosphaeria variabile is the source of this 2040-nucleotide messenger RNA. RefSeq lists its product as uncharacterized. The transcript is spliced from 2 exons. The coding region runs from base 1 to 2040 and encodes 679 amino acids. Gene Ontology annotation, biological process: cell wall organization. Lineage: Eukaryota; Fungi; Ascomycota; Dothideomycetes; Pleosporales; Didymosphaeriaceae. Gene Ontology annotation, molecular function: 1,3-beta-glucanosyltransferase activity; glucan endo-1,3-beta-D-glucosidase activity. The record is from RefSeq and is a predicted model, not a curated record. Gene Ontology annotation, cellular component: cell surface; fungal-type cell wall; extracellular region.
AUGGCAUACCAGCCGCAAAACCACUACUACGACGAGCGCGACGUCUCCCCCGUGCAACCAGAAAGCGCAAUGAUACCCCCGCCCCCGCCGCCGCACCGCAAUCCAGUCGCUGUGGACACCUCAUACGGCCAGAUGCAGGGCCCCGGAAGCAACAACUACUCCAACUAUUCCCCUCCAGAAACGUCGCCCGGCGCAGACAAUCUAGGAAACCAUGCAGCUGGCGGAGGCGUCAACGGGCUCGCAGCAGGCGUCGCCAGUUCACACGAGCGAGAAAGCGGCGUGCAAGCCAUGCGAGACAUGAACAACAACUACAGUGGCCCCAUGGGCGUGCCGCCGCACCAGACACCCUUCGCAGAUGCGUACUCUUACGAUUCGCCAACGCCUCCGCGACCCAUACAUUCCCCCUACAACGUCUCUAACCAAACACUCGGCUCUGGACCAUUUGGGGCAGCCGCCGCAUACUCAAGUGCCAGCUCCAUGCACAGCUCACAGCAUAGCGCGCCGUUAACAUCACCGACAGCCGUUCCUUACUCGGACAAUCCCUACACCCGCUAUUCCUCGUCGCACCUGGAUCUCGCACCGCAGAUGGGCGCCAUCAACCCGAAUGAACUAGCAGAUGACGACGAUUGGGGGAUGACGCCCACGCAGGGAAAAAGGCAGUCAAGAGGAUUGUUCACCCGAGACGGCGCACCAGCCGCAGCUGCAGCAGGUGCAGGAGUCGCUGCCGGUGCUGCUGCCGGUGCCGCAGCGGCUGGAUCGCGAGACGGAAGCGGGAACUACAAUGCCGUACCAACCGGCGACAACGCUUUGCAUGCAGCCGGAAGAGGAGAGAAGUCUGAGUGGUUAGACCAGCAGAACCACGGCAGGAAAAAGCAGAUGUGGAUAGCAAUUGUCGUCAUCGCCAUUGUCGUCCUCGGAGCUAUACUCGGAGGCGUUCUGGGAACCGUACUGAACAAACAGGGUGGAGGAAGUGCCGGAACAAGCGGUGGUACUUCCGCAAGCGACGUCCAAGAAGACAACAAGAACGAUCUGACCAUCAAAUCGGACGAGAUCCAGAAGCUCAUGAACAACAAGAACCUCCACAAGGUCUUCCCCGGAAUGGACUACACACCCCUUAAUACCCAGUACCCCGACUGCCUGCACGUCGGUCCCUCGCAGAACAACAUCACCCGUGACAUGGCCGUUAUGUCGCAGCUAACGAACGCGGUCCGUCUCUACGGAACUGACUGCAAUCAGACCGAGAUGGUCCUGCACUCAAUCGACCAGCUUGAGCUCACAGACAUGAAGGUCUGGCUUGGCGUGUGGCUUGGGAACAAUGACACGACCAACGACCGACAGGUCUCCACCAUGUGGGAUAUCAUCGACAAGCACGUCGUGACCAAAUGGAAAGAUGGAAAGGACCACCAGUUCAAGGGCGUCAUCGUUGGAAACGAAGUCCUCUUCCGCAAAGACCUCUCCAAAACCGAACUCCUCAAGUAUAUCACCACCAUCAAGGACAACAUCACCUCCUUGGCCAAGAAGAACAACGUCGAUGAUGCUAAACUGCCCAUCGCUUUGUCCGAUCUCGGUGACAACUGGACCGCCGACAUGGCCACCAAAGUCGACGUCGUCAUGUCCAACGUCCAUCCCUUCUUCGCCGGCGUCGAGGUCAAGAAGGCUGCCGACUGGACCUGGGACUUCUGGACUCAGCACGAUGUAGCGCUCACGGCGAGCAACAACUCCAUCAAGCAGGUCAUCGCAGAAGUGGGAUGGCCUACCGGCGGCGGUAACGAUUGCGGAGACUCGGACUGCACGUCCGACACGCAGGGAUCUAUCGCGGGAAUUACCGAGCUCAAUCAGUUCAUGGAGGACUGGGUUUGUCCCAGCAUGAAGAACGAUACUGAGUACUUUUGGUUCUCCGCUUUCGACGAGCCGUGGAAGAUCAUGUACAACGAGAAAGGCAAGGAGUGGGAGGACAAGUGGGGCCUCAUGGACGUGGACCGCAAUCUUAAGAAGGGAGUUACCAUUCCGGACUGCGAUGGGCAGACCGUCUCGUCGUAA